AAAAUGGAAGGCGCAGUACCUUUCUUGCUGUUAUGUAUAGUUGCUUAUUGAGUGUAUAACUUGGUCUGUGUACUGGUUUCAUCUGUUAAGUUUUGUUGAGAUAUGGUUUGAUGAUGAAGGAGUGAUAGUAAAAGACAAGCCGAAAUCGAUGUUGAAGAGGAUUGGGAAGUCAUAUCAGAGAUAAAAUAUGUCGAAGAGGAAGAAGAAGAUGAAGAAGAGGAAACAAAGGAGAAGAAAUAUGAAGCAGUAGAUCUCAAGAUAUGCAAAGGAUUUAGAAGUCCUGAUUUUGAUUCAUUCCUUGCUAGUGCCUUGCAGUGCUUGAUUUCUAUCCCUGAGUUCUGCAGCCCCCAAAAGAAUGAAGAAAUGAAGGAUACUUGGGAUUUCAAGUUCAAUCUACAAAUGAGUGUUUCGGAUGAAAUCAAGGAUUUGAAGAGAAAAUACUUCGAUGAUAAUUACAAGGAAAUUGAUAUUAUGAAUAUCAGGAGCUGCUUUACCAAAGUGUUUCCAAGAUUUCGCCAUCACGACUCUUUUGAUUUAUUGAUGGUUUUGUUCGAAGAUAUACAAAAGGAGAUAAAUCCAAAAAAGGCUCCAUUUAUUCCAAAUGACUCUCUGAACUAUAAAGAUAUAUGACAGGAAUAUGAGAAAAGCCAUCCAUCAAUAGUUGACCAACUCUUCGUGGGGUUAUCCAUGCUAACAUAUGCUUGUCAAGAUUGAGGGAAUGAUAACAUUAUUUAUGAUGAAUUUAAACAUAUACCAUUAGAUUGAAUCCAGCAGUCCUCAAAAUCAGCAUUAGAAGAAUUUAGAGCUAGCAUCAAUCGAGGUAAAUAUCUACACUAUCGAUGCAAAAAUUGCCAGUAUGACAGCCUCUGAAUGUUCACUAAAAAGAUCAUAAAAUACCCCAAAUAUCUACUCGUCCUAGUCAGGAAAGGAGAGUCAAAGAACCAGACUCAAUCAAACAACCCAAUAGACUACAAAAACAGUUUUUCCCUCUCCACUCCUGACGUACAAACAGUAACCUACACUCUCACAAACAUCAUCUGCAAAACCCAGACACUUCUCUACAACCACUACACUGCUAUCUGCAAGCGUGGCUAUAACUGGGUGCUCUUCGACAAAACCCAAUGCUCUAUCCUCCCUGACCCCUUUGACCUAAGCAACCAUCCAGACGCAUACAUUUUAUUUUACAAAGCAGAAGAGUUUCUAGAAUUUUAACUUCAAUCAAGAUUUGUUUGAAC
Messenger RNA from Moneuplotes crassus, 1235 nucleotides. NCBI's taxonomy places the organism in Eukaryota, Ciliophora, Spirotrichea, Euplotida, Euplotidae. The record is from the annotation of a GenBank genome assembly.